Aspergillus terreus NIH2624 is the source of this 789-nucleotide messenger RNA. RefSeq names its product putative alkaline lipase. Lineage: Eukaryota; Fungi; Ascomycota; Eurotiomycetes; Eurotiales; Aspergillaceae. The transcript has 3 exons. Bases 1 to 789 code for a protein of 262 amino acids. The record is from RefSeq and is a predicted model, not a curated record. Gene Ontology annotation, biological process: lipid metabolic process.
AUGCAUGUCAUCAAGAUCCUGGCACCCCCAGCCUUUGCUACCGCCUCUCUCACAGGUCGAGCCGUCCCAGACCCUUCCGCAUGGAACGACCUGCACCGGUCUGCGCUGCUCGCCUCCGCAGCGUACGCCGGCUGCACCGAGCGAGCCUUCGAUGUGACCAUCACCAAGCCGAUCCGAUCCCCCGUGGCUGAUACCGAGGUACUCUACUCCCCUUCCCGUCUGCCAUGCUUGAGGCGAGUAUCUGAACCGCACCAGGGCUUCGUGGGAUACUCCGAGCAACGCCGGACCAUCGCAGUGGUGAUGCGCGGCUCUGUCAACGUCCAGAACCUCCUCACAGACGUCGACACCACGCCGGUGAACCCCGUCCUGUCGGGCGUCACUUUCCCCCCCAACGUAACCGUCAUGAACGGCAUCUACAAGCCGUGGUCGGUCGUGCACGACGACAUCCUCACGGAGGUCCGCGCGCUCCUCGCCCAGCAUCCAGACUACACCCUCGAGUCGACGGGGCAUUCGCUCGGCGGCUCCCUGACGUAUCUGUCGUACAUUGCGCUGGCGCAGAACUUCCCGGGUAGAGAGAUUGUGAGCACGGCGCUCGCUGCGUUCCCCAUUGGCAAUGAGGUAUUUGCUGCGUUUGGCACUGAGCAGAAUGGGACGAUGAAGAGAGGGAAUAACAUCGACGAUGGGGUGCCGGUUCGUGGGGUCCUAGCGUUUUUGAAAGGAGCUUGUGCUGACAGCGGCAGAAUAUGUACGUCUUGUCGCCGAAUGAUUAUAAGCAUUACGGGGUUGUGA